Brettanomyces nanus is the source of this 1350-nucleotide messenger RNA. RefSeq lists its product as uncharacterized. The coding region runs from base 1 to 1350 and encodes 449 amino acids. Gene Ontology annotation, molecular function: protein binding. Gene Ontology annotation, biological process: mRNA export from nucleus. The transcript has a single exon. The record is from RefSeq and is a predicted model, not a curated record. Gene Ontology annotation, cellular component: THO complex part of transcription export complex. NCBI's taxonomy places the organism in Eukaryota, Fungi, Ascomycota, Pichiomycetes, Pichiales, Pichiaceae.
AUGAUCACUAACCUCGAGAAGUUUAGCUUUCCUCCUCUUUCAAAUAUAAAACCAGCCAAGACAGUCACGCUGGAGUGGAAUUGUAACGGUUCAUGUCUUGCCUAUAGCAAGAACGAUGGAUCUUUGAGAGCUAUAAAUGUAUCUCUUAAGGCUCUUCAGAAAAGCGCUUUGAGUCCGAGCAGAUCCGCCGAUUGGUUUAUCCAUUCUAAAUAUGGGGUUGUUGAGGCCCCGGAAAAGCCAAUAGGCUCUAUAUCGUGGCAUCCACUUCUUCCAAAUGUGUUUGUCACCGUUGCUAGAGACUCUUUUGUGCAUUGCUGGCAGUGCAAGAACACCAGUUUAUAUUGUUGCAAUAAAUUCAAGGCCAACGGUGAUGAUUCUGUGAAUUUCAUGGUGAAAUAUUCAAAGGAUGGGUCAUUUCUAGCUGUGUGCAGUGUUGAUGGACGACUUUCUGUAUUCAGGGUUGUCGGCGAGUCCAACUUUAAGCCUAUAAUUACCAUCAAACUUACCAGCAAGGUGUUUGAAUUUGACUGGAAUAAUCAAUCCGAUUGUCUUGUAUGCUCUUUAGAACACGGAAAAGUCGAGAUUUAUAGACUCGAUGUUGAUCGGCCUGCCAUUUACUUGGACCAGACGCUCCAGUUAGCGGCAUCUUCCUGUGAUAUCACCACUGUACACUGCUGCAGUAAUGACAUGUUUUUUGUCGCUGGCUCAAAGGACUCUCAAGUACAGCUGGUGGAUACCAAUGAGUUAGUGGCCGUGAAAAGUUUUGCUAAAGGUAGUGAUGAACCCAUUGGAACGGUGGAUUUGUUUACUCCGUCAGAUGAUCAUACGAGUACAAGCAGUAAAAGCGACACUAUGGCUCUUUUAGAGACACAAAAUAUGAGAGGUUAUAUUCUAGUGACUUAUGAAUAUGGAUCUCCUGCUGUAGUGUAUAAUGCAAGUCAAGACCCAGAAAAAGAAGAGCCACUACUGACUCUUGAGGAGUGCUGUACCGGAGAGUUUCUGUCUGUCGCAAAGUUUAAUCCUUCUGAUUAUAAUGUGAUAGCGUAUAGUGAUGCUCAGGGGAACACCAAAAUACAAUCCCCUGGUAAAGUGAUCAAGGAGGCAAGGCGAUCUGAGCUCAGGCAAAGCGAUAGACGUAGCGAUGCACGCAGCGAUGGACGUGGCGAUGGACGCGGCGAUAGACGUAGCGAUGGACGCAAUGAUAGACGCAACGAUGGGCGAAGCGAUAGGCGGAAUGAGAGACAUUCUGAUAAGAAUGGCGAUCAUUCAAGAGACGAUAGACGUCAUCGCAGAUACAGGACACAAUACGAUCGUAGCGACCGUGAUAUAAAGCGUCAAAGAAUUGAUUAG